AUGGGGAAAAAGCGAGCGAAGCGGUUGUUGGAGUCCUACGAGGCGAACGGCAAGCGACUCGAACCUGGGGUUUGCGUCAUGCUGCGGCCACCCAGCCCCAAGACCCCCUCCUACAUUGCGCGGAUCGAGAAGAUCGAAUCUGAUGCUGCGGGUCGAGUCAAGAUGUGGUGCCGCUGGUACUACCGCCCAGAGGAGUCUAUAGGGGGGCGUCGGUGCUUCCAUGGAGUGAAGGAGCUGUUUCUGUCUGAUCACUAUGAUGGCUGCUACCCAGAGGCAGUGGAAGGCGUGUGCUUUGUGCACAACCUGAAGGAUUACGCUUACUUAGAUGUGGUUGAGGAGGAGGACUUCUUUUGCCGGUUCGAGUACAACGCGUCAACAGGGAUGUUCGCGCCAGAGAGUGUUGCAGUGUACUGCAAGUGCGAGAUGCCAUACAACCCUGACAAUCUCAUGGUUCAGUGUGAAGACUGCAAAGACUGCUGGUCCGCGCGGGCCAUCAAGACGUUUGGCAUGGCGGAGCUGGAGGCUCGGAAGCUCAAGUACCCCACCACUGGCACGGAGGCGCUGCUGAUGGGCAUGCUCACAGAAGGCACCAACUAUGGGGCGCGGUUCCUGCGGGCAAACGGCAUCAAGCUGAUGGACCUGCGGGUGAGGACGGUGGAGCUGCUGGGCAAGGCCGACAUGUACUACUUCAGCCCGGAGCACCCGCCGCUCACUGAGCCCGCCCUGGCCGCGCUGCAGUGGGCCAUCGCCAAGCACAAGGAGCUCGGGCGGACGGGGGAAAUCUCAACGGCGCUCAUCCUGCUGGGCAUCUGGGAGCAGCGCGAGUCUGCCGGUCACAAGCUGCUCGCGCAGCUCGGCUUCCACGACGCCCUCGCCUCGCAACUCACCUCCGAUCUUUCAGCGGUUGCUGCCUAG
Molecule: messenger RNA, 915 nt
Organism: Closterium sp. Yama58-4
Lineage: Eukaryota; Viridiplantae; Streptophyta; Zygnematophyceae; Desmidiales; Closteriaceae
Source: the annotation of a GenBank genome assembly